Suncus etruscus (white-toothed pygmy shrew) is the source of this 1194-nucleotide messenger RNA. Its product is annotated as ceramide synthase 4-like. Gene Ontology annotation, cellular component: membrane. The transcript is spliced from 11 exons. Gene Ontology annotation, biological process: ceramide biosynthetic process. Bases 1 to 1194 code for a protein of 397 amino acids. The record is from RefSeq and is a predicted model, not a curated record. Gene Ontology annotation, molecular function: DNA binding; sphingosine N-acyltransferase activity. Lineage: Eukaryota; Metazoa; Chordata; Mammalia; Eulipotyphla; Soricidae.
AUGUGGUCCAGCUUGAGUGAAUGGUUCUGGUGGGAGAAACUCUGGCUUCCAUCCAAUGUCACAUGGGCCGACCUGGAGGACCGAGAUGGCCAGGUGUAUCCCCAUCCGCAGGAUCUGCUGGCUGCCUUGCCCGUGGCACUGACCCUGCUGGCCCUUCGCUUUGCCUUUGAUAGAUUCAUUGCCCUGCCCCUCAGCUAUCAGUUGGGGAUGCGAGAUAAGCUUCGGCAGAUAGCCAAGCCUAUUCCUGCACUGGAGAGACACUUCAUCACAGCUGGACCAAAACCCAAGGAGGCCCAGUUGGCGCUCCUGGCCACCCAAUGUGGGCUCACACUGUACCAGACUCAGCGCUGGUUCUGCAGACGCCGCAACCAGGACCGGACCCCACUGAGCAAGAAGUUCUGUGAGGCCAGCUGGAAUUUCACCUACUUCCUUUGCUGCUUUCUCGGUGGUUUUUCCAUCCUCUACCACGAGCCCUGGUUGUGGAGACCAGUUAUGUGCUGGGACAGUUACCCAAACCAGCCAUUGAAGCCCAUCCUGUACCGCUGGUACCUCCUGGAGCUGGGCUUCUACAUCUCGCUGCUCAUCAUGCUGCCUUUCGACAUCAAGCGCAAGGAUUUCAAGGAUCAGGUGGCGCAUCACUUUGUCACCAUCCCCCUGAUGGUCUUUACCUACAGCUGCAACAUGCUGCGUAUGGCCUUUGUGGUGUUGCUCCUGCACGAAUGCUCCGAGAUUCUACUGGAGGCCUGUAAGAUGUUCAAUUACAUGCAGUAUCAGAAAGUGUCUAACGUUCUCUUCAUCAUCUUCGCCUGCGUCUUCUUCUACACGCGCCUGGUGGUCUUCCCCACCCAGGUCCUGUACAGCACCUAUUACAAGUACAUUGUGGGUAGAAGCCCCUACUUCGGCUACUACUUCCUCAACUGGCUCCUGAUGAUGCUUCAGGUGAUGCAUGUCUACUGGUUCUACCUCAUUCUUCGCAUGCUCUACAGCUUCACAUUGAAGGGAAAGUUGAAGGAUGUUCGCAGCGAUGUGGAGGAGUCAGAUUCGAGUGAAGACGACAUGGUCAAGAAAAACCCUCCCCUGAAGAGCAGGGUGGCCCACAGGCCUGGGGAAACCAUGGCUGAUGGGUGUCGAAACUGGGAGGCAAGACCUCAGAACUCAGUUUGCAAAUCCCCUUACCCCGGUUACGGGACAUAA